AUGCGGGAAUUCGAUCCGUUGGUUUCUGAGUUCGAGCAUCUCAAACACAAGCCGCGUGAGGCCGAGGCAUUGACAACCCUACGAAAAAUCGCUUCCCUCGUCAAGCCAAUAAUGCGCCAACGGGGCUGGAAGGUUGGGACUCUUGCUGAAUUCUACCCUGAGCGGAGCCUUCUCGGGAUAAAUAUCAAUCACGGCGAGAAAAUAUGCCUCAGAUUGAGGUACCCGUCGGACGACAGUCAAUUUCUUCCCCUUGACCAAGUCCUUGAUACUAUGCUACAUGAGUUAUGUCAUAUUGUUCAUGGCCCCCACAACCAGGAGUUCCAUGCGUUAUGGAAUCAACUUCGUGAUGAGCAUAUGCAGCUCUCUCUGAAGGGCUACACCGGUGAAGGUUUCUUGUCCGAAGGGAAACGGCUUGGUGGCCAAAGGAUCCCCAUGCAUGAAGCUCGUCGCAUUGCCCGUGUUGAAGCGGAGAAACGCCGGACCCUCACUGCGGGUUCUGGGAGGAAACUCGGAGGUACUCCUAUUUUGCGAGGCACAGAUAUCCGACAAGUGAUUGCAGAUGCCGCCCAAAGACGAAUAACGGUAACCAAAGGAUGUGCCAGCGGAACAGUCGAAGGAAGAAAGUUGGCGGACGAGGCAUCUAAAAAUGGCUUCAAAACCAAGGCAGAGGAAGAAGAUGCGAAUGAACAGGCUAUUAUACAAGCGUACAUUGAACUGAUUCAAGAGGAAGAAAAAGAGGAACAUGGGCACUCAUAUGUUCCUCCGAGCGGAAACAAUUCCCCUGGAUCACGCUCAUCCUUGUUUCCCCCGCCCAUCCCCAAGGAUACCAAACCUAGCACGGACUCAUCUCGACGAGAAAAGCCAUCUAGCCAACCCUUUAUCGACAUGACGGAAGACAAUAUUCCUGACUCUGAGAGUUGGGUUUGCCCAGUAUGCACACUUGUGAAUCCACCAUCGUUUCUCUGCUGUGACGCUUGCACGCUAGAGCGACCACCACAAGCCAAACAUCUAACAACGCCUGAUAAAUCUGUGAAACGUGCUCGUACUGAGCCCCAGUCUUCCACUAGUGGAAUAGGCCGAAAACCACGAAACAAAGCCAUCCAGGCACUUCUUUCACUGGAGAAGAAAAUUCCGGAGAAGCCCCUGGGAUGGGUUUGUCAUUCCUGUGGCGCUUUCAUGGAAACACGAUGGUGGACUUGUUCUGCAUGUGGGACGAUGAAGCAAUCGUCGUAA
Messenger RNA from Histoplasma mississippiense, 1233 nucleotides. RefSeq lists its product as hypothetical. The record is from RefSeq and is a predicted model, not a curated record. The transcript is spliced from 2 exons. NCBI's taxonomy places the organism in Eukaryota, Fungi, Ascomycota, Eurotiomycetes, Onygenales, Ajellomycetaceae. Bases 1 to 1233 code for a protein of 410 amino acids.